AUGGAUGCUGUUGAAGUCACAGAAGUGUUAGUUACGCACCGAGGAACUGUUCCUCUCUGGCCGCUGGAAGUUGUCUGUGGGGACUGCUACGAUGCGUGUGUUGAGAAUAUGAGACGGCUACUGUGGUUCUUUCUGCUGGAUAGUCCGUGUCUGAUGGACGCCGCUCUCGGCACCACGCCACGCACCAUUUCACAGUUCCACUAUUCUUUUGCCGACGCGGCACAUAUGGACGGCAAGGCUUGCUCCGAUGAUACAAGGACCUUCUGUUUUAAAGUUUGGGAGUUGAAGUUGGGGUUUCCGCUGCUGCCUGCAGUUGAUACCGUACCAGAGAACUGCUGCUUCCCGUCUUCCGUGCGGUUCGCGGCUCUCAGCGACCCCGACUUGUGCACCACACCGCAGGGGUACGGUCUCCAACACGUGAUAGAUGUCGUGUACAAUGGGCCACGCUGUAACCCCAUCAUUGUUUCUGGAUUUGUUGAGGGCAUUGUGGUGAGAACUAUGAGGGUCGCGUCUCUUUUUUUCGUGACCGGUGUACUGCAGGAUAGUGAGGAUGUUCUUCAUCUGAGGAUACAGCCAUCUAGCGUGUUGCGAAUUCCUUCAUCUGGUGCUGUUCACCGGUUUGCUGUGGUAGGCUGCCACGUUGAUGCAGCAUUGCAGAAUGGCUCACGCUUGUCUCCGCAGGCAUGGACGUGGCACGUGGAACGCGAGGCAAAGACUUGUGACUUUCGCACAGUUGUACUGUAG
This is a messenger RNA of Trypanosoma grayi, 744 nucleotides long. RefSeq lists its product as hypothetical. The record is from RefSeq and is a predicted model, not a curated record. The coding region runs from base 1 to 744 and encodes 247 amino acids. The transcript has a single exon. NCBI's taxonomy places the organism in Eukaryota, Euglenozoa, Kinetoplastea, Trypanosomatida, Trypanosomatidae.